GCACCUGUCCACGGCCCGGGUCUGGGGCGGCAGGGGCCGUGGAGUCGCGGUGUUCAAGGGGGAGGAUGCGCGGUGGUUCCGACGCGGGCUCUGGAGUCAGAGUGCCGGGGUUCGUACCCCUGCCCCAUUGCCUUCCCUCUUGUGACCUUGGGCAAAUCACACCCCACUGCCCCCAGCCCGGGCUUCGUCAUCUAUGAAGUGGGGAUGGUAGUCGAGUCUGCCUCACAGGUUGCUGUGGGGGUGAAAUAACAGUAAUCCAUCUAAAUCUUUAGCAGCAGGCCUGGCACAGAGUAACCACCUAGUAGAACGUUUGGGAUGCUGUAGCCAUUGCCGACUACCGGUUAAUCUCUGCAUCUUCCAGGGAGCCCUCUGCACUGUGCUAUGCAAGCAUUUUACUUGUAUUAUCUCAUUUGAUCCUCACAGAUGAUAUAGGUAGGUACCUUAUUGCCAUUUUACAUAUGAAGGCUUGAAGAGCUUUGAGUCGCAUGCUCAAGGUUACCUGGCAGGCAGGCGGUACUGAAGGUUUCCUGUAUGCCAGGUUGGGUUUUUAAUAUCUUCUUUAAUUCUCACAACAUCUCUUGGGAGGUAGUUACUCUUUUGUUCUUGUUUUACAGAUGUGGGAUUGGCAGCUCAGAUACAGAAAUUUGUCUUGGCCAAGGUCACACAGCAAGUAAGGCAGAAAUUGGUGGCUUUACAACACACACUAAAAGUCUGCUGUGCUCUGACACUGCCCAAGGUGCUGGUAGCAGAUAACUGCAGGUGAUCCGGCUGAGGUAACAGGUACCUGUGCCCAUUACACAUGUACAGCGCCUGCCUUGAUCUAGUUACUGGAGUGGGAGAUGCUGGAGGUGUAGAAGUGAAUGAGAUUUGUCCCCUGCUUUCAGGGAGCUCCCAGUUUUAAAGGGCGGCGGAAGUGUAAGUAGUAAUUAAGAGCAAAGUGUGCUGAGUCCUGUGAUGGUCGCAAGGGAGCUUUGAGAACCCAGAGGAGAAUCCCAACCUAGACUUGGGGGCUAGGGGGAGUGGUUAGGGCAAGAUUCCAGGAGGAAGCAGUACAGGGGGAUAUUGCAGCUUAGAAGUUAGUGAAAAUUAGUACAAAGAUAUCAGGUAUGGCUGCACUGAGGCCAUCAGGCCCUACACGUGGGGUCCAUAAGAAUAUGUCAUGAAAAAGUAUGCCCCCAUCACGUUACCUGACUUACCUAGCUAGGUUCCUUACUGGGAGGAACCACUGUUUUUUAGGCAUUCUAGACAUAUUCUGAGCAUUUACAAACGUGUACCUCAACUUUUCUGGCCCCUUCCCCCGACAGAUCCUAGUGCAGCACACUGUGUAGCGUUGAACGCUUUGUCUCCUUGCUUUUGUCAUGUACUAGUGUUAGAGAUCAGCCUCACUUUCUAACAGUUGCAUCUUUUUCCAGCCUUACUACUAGUCCCCUGUUGAUGGCAUUUAGAUCUCUUCCUUCUAUUUCUUUGCUAGUAGAAACACGCUGUAUUGAAUAUCUUUAUACCUAGAUCAUUUUGCACAUAUAUCUGUAGGAUAAAUAUCUAGGAAUGGAACUUUUUGGGUCAAAGGAUUUGUGCAUUUGUAACUUUGAUGGAAAGUGGCAAACUGCCCUCUGUAAAGGUCGUGGCUUUUUCUAGUCCCUCCAGCCAUGUGUGAGAAGGGCCUGGGUGGGAAGGGCCUUGAAGAGAUUUGAGUCUCUUGGAAGGUAGAAGAAAUUACUCAUCAGGCAUCACAUUAGAUACUUUCCUUUUGAAGGAGCUCAGAGGAAGAUGCUCUCAGCCAAUAAGUGGUUUUCACAGGCAGUCCCCAAUUUACCAUGGGGUUACAUUCCAACAACUGCUUUGUAAAUUGGUUCUGAUGUAAGUUGAAUACCCCCCCCUUUUUUUUUCAGUUUUCAUUUUUAUUGCCUUUUAUUAACAGUAUCUUUAUAAAUCCCCUCCUGUUUGUCUUUGGGGGUUGGCAUGAGAACGAUAACAUCAGCAAAUUGUGCACUGCAAUAUUGUAUGUAGUACAUAUUAAUAAGGAUAAGAUGUACAAAAAGAAAAGACAGCUUAGUAAAUGGGGUUUGAUGUAGCUAGAGCAUCUUCUAAAUCAGCCACUACCUAUAUUAGGAAACAGUGUAGCCAAGUGGCUAGAGGCUCUGGUUUUGCCCUCAUGCAGGCCUUGAUUUAAGUCCUGACUGUGCUGCUUACUGGCUGUGGGAUCUUAGGUAAGUUCCUCAGCCCGUAUGUCUGUUGCCUUAUCUCUGAAUGGGGAUAAUAGCAGUAUCUGUUUCCUAGGUUGCUGAGGAUUGCUGUGAAGAUUGAAUGAAUUAAUACACUUAAAGCCCUUCAAGCUAUUUCUGGCUCACAGGGCUACUUUGUUAUUCUCUCAUGGCUUUGCAUCUCAUCUCUAGCUGCCUCAUUUUGAAAACAGUCUGUGUGGAUUUGUAUCUCAUCUCUGCUGCUGCUUUGUGUGGUUUUCAGCAAGUUGCCUCAGUUUGCUUACCUGUAAAAUAGGGAUGAUAUUAUUUUUAUUUAGUCUUGUGUAUCUACUUGAACUAAGAAGCACACUCUUCAUGAGUAUCAUUUUAUGUCUUAUAGUCCAGUCUAAUCUUUGUCUGAAUACUUGGCUUCGGGAGUAGUUUUAGUUCUGGAUAACAGAGAGUCCGGGGGGCGGGGAUGAUAUUAUUAAGAGUACCUUGUUAAUGGGUUUUUGUGAGGAUUCAAUGAAUGAAUACACUUGAAGUGCCGGAGCAGUGCCCGUACAUAGUGUUCGAUAAAUGCUGGUGAUGUCCAUCGUUCUUGCAGACUUUGGGCUGUUCAGUGCCAUGCAGCCUUUACGGCACGUCCUGAAAGCACAGGGGUCUCCGAGGUGGGGGCCGUUGACCCCUGCAUCCUGGCUGCUGCUCAAGAACUUCAGGGCUCACGGCGGUCUUCCCAGUACUGCAAAUCCCAGUCCAGAAAGGCAGGAGGAUGGAGUUCCAAAGGAUUUUAGCUCCAGGCUGGCGACUGGACCAACUUUUCAGGAUUUUUUAAGAAGUGCUUCAGGUCCUCAAGAAGAGCCGUCUUCUCCAGAAGCAGAGGACCCACCCCCCUAUCUUACCGUGGACGAACUUCUAGGAAGGCAGAGAAAAGUCUACCUGGAGACCUAUGGCUGCCAGAUGAAUGUGAACGACACAGAGAUAGCCUGGUCCAUCCUACAGAAGAGUGGCUACCUGAGGACCAGUAACCUCCGAGAGGCUGACGUGGUCCUUCUUGUCACAUGUUCCAUCAGGGAGAAAGCUGAGCAGACCAUCUGGAAUCGUUUGCGACAACUUAAAGUCCUGAAGACAAAACGGCCCCUCUCUCGAGUGCCUCUGAGGAUUGGGAUACUAGGCUGCAUGGCUGAGAGAUUGAAGGAGGAGAUCCUCAACAGGGAGAAAAUGGUGGAUCUUUUGGCUGGCCCUGAUGCCUAUCGGGACCUUCCCCGUCUGCUGGCUAUAGCGGAGUCAGGCCAGCAAGCUGCCAAUGUGCUGCUCUCUUUGGAUGAGACCUAUGCCGAUGUCAUGCCGGUCCAGACCAGCCGCAGUGCCACCUCUGCCUUUGUGUCAAUAAUGCGAGGCUGUGACAACAUGUGUAGCUACUGCAUUGUCCCUUUCACACGUGGCCGGGAGAGGAGCCGGCCUGUCGCCUCAAUUCUGGAGGAAGUGAGGAAGCUUUCUGAGCAGGGGUUGAAAGAAGUGACACUCCUUGGUCAGAAUGUUAAUAGUUUUCGGGACAGUUCAGAGGUCCAGUUCAACAAUGCAGUGUCCACCAACCUUAGCCGUGGCUUCACCACCAACUAUAAAAUGAAGCAAGGAGGCCUUCGUUUUGCUUACCUUCUGGAUCAAGUCUCCAGAGUAGAUCCUGAAAUGAGAAUCCGUUUUACCUCUCCCCACCCCAAGGACUUUCCUGAUGAGGUUCUGCAGCUGAUUGAUGAGAGACACAACAUCUGUAAACAGAUCCACCUGCCGGCCCAGAGUGGAAGCAGCCGUGUGUUGGAGGCCAUGCGUAGGGGAUAUUCAAGAGAAGCAUAUGUGGAGUUGAUUCACCAUAUCAGGGAGUCUAUUCCAGGUGUGAGCCUCAGCAGCGAUUUCAUUGCUGGCUUUUGUGGUGAGACUGAGGAAGAUCACCUCCAGACAGUGUCUUUACUUCGGGAAGUUCAGUACAACAUGGGCUUCCUCUUUGCCUACAGCAUGAGACAGAAGACGCGGGCGUAUCACAGGCUGCAGGAUGAUGUCCCGGGAGAGGUAAAAAAAAGGCGUUUGAAGGAACUUAUCUCUGUAUUCCGAGAAGAAGCAACAAAAGCCAACAAGAACUCUGUCGGCUCUUCCCAGCUGGUGCUGGUAGAGGGGCUCAGUAAACGCUCUGCCACUGACCUGUGUGGCCGAAAUGAUGGAAACCUUAAGGUGAUCUUUCCUGAUACAGAGAUGGAGGAUGUCACUAACCCUGGGCUCAGAGUCAGAGCCCAACCUGGGGACUAUGUCAUGGUGAAGAUCACCUCCGCCAGCUCUCAGACACUGAAGGGACAUGUUCUCUACAGGACCACUCUGAAGGACUCCUCAGCAUGUUGCUGACCUGAGUGGAUGGCCACUCAGGGCUGACUUGGGCAGUCCUUCCCAACAGGAAGGGAGAUUUGACUGGUCACUAAUCAAAGAGGUAAUAAAGCUUUGGAGACUGGUUGCAAAUGGUGACUCAACUUCAUGUCAAGUGGAAAACACCUCUCCUUGCUGCUCUGUGAACAGCCUUUAAAUUAUUAAAUUUGCCUAAACUUAAGUGGCCUGUUUUGUUUCUCUUCUUUUACUUCAUUUUUGCCUUGACUAGUUUUAGUGUUAGUCUAGAGUUUUCCCAAUAAUCUCUGCAUUGUGUUUCCCAACCCAGACUGAGCUGCAGACACUGCUAAUCUCUGUUUUUUUUCCCCUUGGCCUGAGGAACUAGGGACUAGAGGAGAGGAUGAUGGGAAGAGAACCAUUUGCUUAGGAAAAACUGCUCUAGAUCUUUCUGACACUUUGAUUUGAUACCAUUGACUCAUCUGCCUAUCUCCUUAUUUUAUUCUUCAUAUCUUACUUGAGGAUGUUCCUCAUGGACCCUUUUUUUAGCCUGUCAGUUUAUUCUUUUCCUUCAGGUCUAGAAGCCCUUGGGUUUUUGGAAAACAUCAUUACCCACCAAUAGCCUCAGAGCAGGUUCUUGGCUAAUUUACCAGCUAGAUUAUUUUUUCCUGUCAGUGUCAUAAAAAAAUCUAAGAGGUGGUACCAUGGAAUAUUUGAACUCAGAAGAACUUUGGCUCAAGUCCCUAUCACUCCAUUGCUUAAGAGCUGUGUGAUCUUUAGCAAGUUACUUUAUUCUUCUAUGCCUUGGCUUUUUAAUGUGGGACAAGACGAUACCAAUAAAAUACUUAUAUGUUGCUUUUGAUGUUAAGCGAGAUUUAUACUUGUAAACAGCUUACUACAGUCCAUGGCAGUUUUAAUUAAAUGUGAGUGAUCACUGAAAGAUUUUGCCUCUAAAAUAGACUGCAUUUAUUAGGAUAUGGUGAAGGUUUAUCGUUUGCCUGGCUACGUGAUCUCCUUUAGGCCUUUCAUCAACCUGCAUGGCAGCCUUUGGGAACCCCAGUCUGGGAACUUUUCCUCAGGUACUGGUUACACUGAGAAAAUGGGUUCCUAGUCUCAGGGUUUGUCUUCUGUUGGGAAGAAAAUCUGUUAUGGCACUUUACCUCAGUUCUUCAUUCAAAAGAUAUUUAAAAAAAAAAAAGUUUGAAAUUUUAUUUCACUUUUUAUAAGAAAGUAAAAUAUGUAGCAAAUAAUUCAAAUAAUACAGUAGGUACCUACAAUCAGUCAAUCUCCUUCCUACCGCUUUUCUGUAAUUGCCUCUUUCCCUGUUACAAAGGCCAGCACUUUCAUCUCUAUAUACAGUGAUUUGU
Messenger RNA from Loxodonta africana (African savanna elephant), 5914 nucleotides. RefSeq names its product CDK5 regulatory subunit associated protein 1 (gene CDK5RAP1). Gene Ontology annotation, biological process: tRNA modification; negative regulation of cyclin-dependent protein serine/threonine kinase activity. Gene Ontology annotation, cellular component: mitochondrion. The transcript is spliced from 13 exons. Gene Ontology annotation, molecular function: 4 iron, 4 sulfur cluster binding; methylthiotransferase activity. The coding region runs from base 2760 to 4574 and encodes 604 amino acids. NCBI's taxonomy places the organism in Eukaryota, Metazoa, Chordata, Mammalia, Proboscidea, Elephantidae. The record is from RefSeq and is a predicted model, not a curated record.